Messenger RNA from Pomacea canaliculata, 1974 nucleotides. Its product is annotated as cadherin-99C-like. NCBI's taxonomy places the organism in Eukaryota, Metazoa, Mollusca, Gastropoda, Architaenioglossa, Ampullariidae. The record is from RefSeq and is a predicted model, not a curated record. Gene Ontology annotation, molecular function: calcium ion binding. Gene Ontology annotation, biological process: homophilic cell-cell adhesion. Gene Ontology annotation, cellular component: plasma membrane. The transcript is spliced from 14 exons. The coding region runs from base 272 to 1519 and encodes 415 amino acids.
AGUGCUGGUAAACCGGUUCGACGACUAGAGUCCCUGUUAGGACAGUGGCACACAGUCCAAAAUAGAAACGAGGAAUGGUAUUCUAUUGUAAAACGAGGCGAGAUAUACCAGAAGGAAUAUCAAGAGCAGGCACAUGCAAGGUGUGGUGGCAAGGGAACGGGUAGCGUAGUGGCUGCUCCACGGGAUCACAUCAGUCUACCAAGUCUCACAACAAAAUUAGUCUUGCUGUCCAAACUAAGGAGUAAGAAGCUACUAACUGACAGCCAUUAGGAUGGGCUGGUCCCCACCACACCAGGGGCCAUUGAUCGCACUGUUGCUGCUAGCAGCAGUUCUUCCCCUUGUUCUGGCAGCAGGUCUAUGUGGUGAAACAAACCUGCCAGUAAGCAUUCCUGAGUACCCCUUCAUCAGCUACACUGAUCGUCCCAAAAUCUCUAACACUGAGCAGUCCAAUUACAGAGCUCUCCUUGUCCCAACUGACAGAAGUGACCUCAUACUGACUGUUGGCUAUGACACAAAUAACCCUGGAGACAUCCCCCCAAAUGUGACCGAUGUGACCUACUAUCCAGCAUUUGGCAGCAACCCAGCUGGCUGGUACCUGUCCAUGCUUGUUGGUCUUGAUCGUGAUGGAACCCCUUCACCUGAUGAUGAUCGCAACACACUGCAGUUUCAGCUGAAAUGUGAGGAUCCAAAUGAUGAUAAAGCGUUAAGCUACCAUGUUCUCCAGAUUCAGCUUGAAGAUAGAAAUGACAACCCCCCGACUUUCCAGAAUAUUCCCUAUUCCAUUACCAUCAGUGAGCUGACUCCAGUGGGUGUGACUGUGUUCAGCACCAUCUCAACUGUUGAUUCAGACAAGGGAAACAAUCGCCUUGUUCGGUAUCAGAUUAAUACAGCUGCCAACUCUCUGUUCAGUGGUACAGAGAUAUUCACACUAGCAUCAGCAGACAGUCCCUUUGUAGUUCUCAAAAAUCCCCUGGACUAUGAGGCCAUGGUUGCCAGGGUGACAAAUCCUGCAGACGCUGUCUACAGACUGAACAUAACAGCUACAGACAAGCCAAACAACCCAGUUGAAGCCCUAUCAUCUUGGACACUGCUGACACUCAACAUUACAGAUGGGGAUGACCUAGGGCCACAGUUUGUGUACCCAUCUUGCUUCACCUUCUCCAACAAGUCUUGCAUCCGCGCCAAGUAUGAUGCUACUAUCCAGUCAGGACUAACUGGUCUCAUCCAGAAUAUCCUUCCUGUACCAAGAUAUAUCAACAAUCCCACACAGAAUGUAGUCAUCAAGGCACGUGAUGGUGAUGCUCUUAACGCAGCCAUCCAGUGUUACAUCACUGACACAAAUCCCCCUGGGUAUCAGAACAAUUUUAGGGUUACUACUUCUCAGCUGGGCUCCACCAAUGAGUAUCAAUGUAACAUUGAGGUGAUAUCACCCUUCCAGCAUUCUGUUGUUCCCUCCUGGAAGUUUUAUUGGUGGCAGAGGAACAGACAUACAAUCGUUACAUCAAUGUGGCUUACAUAACCCUGACAGUGGCACCAAGCAACCUGUACAGCCCAGAGCUGUCAACAAACUCCGGUGCCUUUGUAGGGUAUAUCUUGGAGAAUUCAGUCAACAUGACACAGGUGAAAACAACUCCAACCCUAGGAAUUCCACUGCGUUUUGUUGUCAGUGACCGUGAUUUGCUUUCCAGUGAUCCAGUUACACGUUAUGACAUUGUGUUCAGCCCAGCCCAGCAGUUUGGGGUUGAUGAUAACUAUAAUGUGGUGCUUCAGGAGCCCCCUUUAGACUAUGAGUCCAGAAAUGUGUACAACUAUAUUGUAACAGUGCGUGAAACAGACACAACUGAGCGAAGAUCAAGCACUGUUACCUUGACAGUCAGUGUUCUGGAUGUGAAUGACAAUGACCCCACUGUUCCCUCCAGUUUACUAAAUGUGACAGUACGAGAGGGCGACUACAGCAGUGGAGGCCAAGUUCUG